This is a messenger RNA of Lycium barbarum (goji berry), 1676 nucleotides long. RefSeq lists its product as uncharacterized. The transcript has 2 exons. Bases 639 to 1241 code for a protein of 200 amino acids. Lineage: Eukaryota; Viridiplantae; Streptophyta; Magnoliopsida; Solanales; Solanaceae. The record is from RefSeq and is a predicted model, not a curated record.
CCUUGUUUCUUCUUUAGUUUUCCUUUGUGCAUGAAUUCAUGAAUAAAUGAGAUUUGAAUCUCAUCCACGGAAAUCUAAAAUGAUAUCAGAGCAGUGAUCCGAUAGGGAUUAAUUGCAUAAAUCGAUCAAAAUCUCAUAAUAACAAAGCUUCAAAAUAAGCAACAAUGGCAAUAGAUGAUACAACAUCAACAAUGGUGGUUAAUGAGGUUACAACACUUAAUCACAACCAUCCUUUAUAUCUCCAAGCUUUAGAUGCACCUGGUGUAGUUUUGAUUCCAAUAAAACUCAAAGGAUCAGAAAAUGCUCUAUGGAGCAGAUCAAUGAAACUGGCAUGGAGAGGUAAAGGAAAGUUAGGAUUCAUAGAUGGAACAUGUGUGAAGAAUACGUACAAAGGUGCAUUGGAAGAACAGUGGGAAAAAUGCAAUGCUAUUGUGGUGUCCUGGAUUGCAAGCACAUUAGUAGGUGAAUUGCUACCUGGCAUCAUGUAUGCUUCUAAUGCAAAAAGGAUAUGGAAGGAUUUUGAAGAGAGAUUUGAUAGGUCAAAUCUGACUAGAGCCUAUCAUUUAUGAACUGAGAUUGGAAAUCUCAAACAAGGAGAUGAUUCAGUUACAACUUUACUACACAAAAUUGAAGGACUUAUGGGCAGAAAUGGAUGUCAUGAUCCUGCACCAGGCUGUGAAUGUGAUGAAUCAACUGCUUAUGUGGCUCAUCUUAAAUCACAAAGGUUGUUGCAAUUUUUAAUGGGAUUGAAUGAAAGCUAUAGUGCAAUCAGAAGCAACAUUCUAGCCAGGAAGCCAACUGUAACAGUCAAUGAGGCAUAUGCAGUUGCAACACAGAAGGAGAGUCAAAAGGAACUAGGUAUGGUUGAUAAGAAUAGAGAACCUCUAACUCCCUUUGUAAGAAGGACUCAGGAUUAUAAACCUAGAUAUGGAACACCUUGUAGACAUUGUAGAUACAAAGGCCAUCCUGAGAACAGAUGUUGUUGGCUGAUUGGUUAUCCACCAGAUUUCAAGAGCAAAAGGAAGGGAAAUGAUGCUAAAGGUCACAAUGACUUCAAACCAACAACAAAUGGUAUCAAGAAAGCAGAAGCAUCAAACAGUGGAGGACAGAAGUUUGGACAUCACUUUGCUUCGGAAGAGCAAUAUCAGGAGUUGGUAAACAAAAUAGAGAAGGCAGUACCAGGAGAAUAUGCUGCAAACAUGGCAGGGUCUCUUCAAUGGCAAGGUGAUGGGGAUUGGUAAAGAGAAGGAUGGUUUGUACAUAUUGAAGGAGGUGAAGGCACAAAUAAAUGCAACAGUGUCAAACUACCACAAUGAUAUUGGUGCAACUUUGUGGCAUAUGAGACAAGGACAUGCUUCAGCAAAAAACAAUGCAUCACAUUAAUGACUUGCAUAAGAUUACAAAUAAGACUGUUCAAUAUGAGGGUGAGAUUUGUCCUUUAGCUAAACAAUGUAGAUUGAAAUUCCAGUUAGUCAAAGUAGUAUUGUAAACAAGUUUGAUCUGGUUCACCUUGACGUCUAGGGUCCUUAUAGAAGACUUACAUAUGAUAAGAAACAAUAUUUUGUCACCAUAGUAGAUGAUUUUAGCAGAUAUACUUAGUUGUGCUUGAUUCAGUCUAAAUGUGAUGUAACUGUAAUACUGGAAGGAUUUCUUGCUUUAAUAAAAAACCAGUUUGG